Molecule: messenger RNA, 2862 nt
Organism: Oldenlandia corymbosa var. corymbosa
Lineage: Eukaryota; Viridiplantae; Streptophyta; Magnoliopsida; Gentianales; Rubiaceae
Source: the annotation of a GenBank genome assembly
AUGGCAAUUUCCUUGCAGUUUAAAUGUGAACAGAAGAAGUCUCCAGUUUUCAAAAUGGCUGAAGCCAUUGUCUCGGUGGUGUUGGAUACGCUUCGUGAUUUGUUGGUGGAAGAGGCGAGUUCUCUGUCCAGAGUGUCUAGUCAAGUUGAAGAAGUUCGGAAAGAGCUAAAGCGGAUUCUGUGCUUCCUCAAAGAUGCUGAUAGCAAACAGUGCAAGGAUGAAAUUGUUCGGAACUGGUUAAGGGAAAUCAGGAGUCUUGCUUAUAGGAUUGAAGAUCUUGUGGAGACUUAUGCAAUCCAAGUUGCAGCCAGGGAUUCAUCAGGAAAGAGUAUCACGAAAUUUCUGAAAAGGUCUGCUGGUAUUUUCGGGGAGAUUAGAUCUCUUCACAAACUUGGAACUGAGAUUGAAAAGGUCAAAGCUGAUAUAAGUAGCAUCACAACAAGUCUUGAAAGGUACAACAUUAGAGCCAUUGAUGGAGAUGGGGAAAGCUUGUCGAACCAGAAUGAAAAAUACCAGCAAUGGAUCCGACAGACUUAUGCCCAUGAAGUUGAGGACUACUUUGUUGGAAUGGAGAAUGAUAUCACGAACUUAGUGUCGGUGAUCACAGAUUGCGGUAGGAAUCACCGUGUUAUUUCUAUAUUGGGAAUGGGCGGUCUUGGGAAGACAACUCUAGCAAGAAAAAUAUACAGACAUAAAGUUGUCCAGCGCUGUUUUGAGCGUUUUGCGUGGACCUGCAUAACGCAACAAGCUCAAAUCAAAUUCAUUUUACAAGAUCUCUUGAUCCAGCUUCUUCCUGAAAAGAAGGAUGAUGUAAAAUUCAUGGAAGGCAGGGAGUUAGUCCAAAAGCUUAACCAAGUUCAGAUGGAGAGAAAAUGUUUGGUUGUUUUGGAUGAUAUCUGGAAAGUAGAAGACUGGAAAAGCAUUCUUGCUGCAUUUCCUCUUGCUCAAGGAAACAGCAAAGUAUUGCUAACUACUCGGAAGAGAGAAGUUGCAGAGGUGGGUUUUCCCUACGAGCUCGAGUGCUUGAGUGAAAUGGAAGGCUGGGAAUUGCUUCAGAAAAUAGCAUCUUCAAGUGAAAGAACAGAUUUCAAGAAUCUGCAACAUUUUUCAAGUGAUUUCAAGGAUGUUGGGUUAGAAAUGAUAUCCAAGUGUGGACGUUUACCAUUAGCAAUUUCCGUACUUGGAGGGAUCCUUAAAGAGAAGAAUUCUUUAGCAGAUUGGAAAAUGGUCAACAAACACAUCGGUACAUAUCUUAACCAUAAUGGAGAGACAAAUGGCGGAUCAGUGGGCCGAGUUUUGUCUCUGAGUUAUCAUGAACUGCCAUAUCAUUUGAAGCUAUGCUUCCUUUACCUGGGAAAUUUUAAAGAGGAUGAGGAAAUAAAGCCAGAGCAUCUGUAUUUACUUUGGAUGGCCGAAGGUUUGAUUUUGUCGCAACAUAAGAGAAAUGGAGAAAGAAUGAUUCAAGUUGCAGAAAGGUAUUUGAUUGAAUUAGGCCACAGGUCCAUGGUUCAGCUGAAACUGGAUGAGUUCUCUCCAACCAGAAGGCUCAUUUCGUGUCGCCUUCACGACAUGAUGAGGGAUUUGUGUUUAGAGAAAGGCAAAGAAGAAGAGUUCGUAAAGGUUGCAGAUUUUCAAAAUGUAGAUGGAGCCUUGUUGGAUUCGUCUCUUGUCACUAAUAACAAUGCACAUCGGUUAGUCAUCCAUAUUGACAACGCGACUGCUGCAAUUAGUAUUCAAGAGGAUUGCUCGAAAAUUCGAUCUCUUUUCUUCCUCAAAGCAAUUAGUGGAUUUUGGGAAAAGGAAAUGUCAUGGCCGCGGGGCGUGGUUAUGAAGAACUUUAAGAAGCUGAGAGUACUAAAAUUUGAGGGUUUUGAUUUUGAAGGGCAACCGUUUCCCAUAGAGUUGGCCAACUUGAUCCACCUCAGGAUUUUGAGUUUGAAGUACUGCAAAUUGGAUGAAUUACCGGCUUGUGUAGCCGACUUGCCAUUGUUGCAGACCCUUGAUCUGCAGGUCAAAAAUGAAAUCAGAAUCCCAAAUGUGAUCUGGAAAAUGAAGCGAUUGAGGCAUUUAUAUUUUAACUACAAACAUUGUACUAAAGGCGGGAAACUUCGACUACACGGUCUAACUCAACUGGAAACACUCUGGGCACUUGUAGGCGAGAUGGAUGAAAUCGCAGAUCUUCCACAGCUGAAAAACCUUAAAGUUCUUUAUGCACGAGUAAACGAUGACGACAACCUUCACAUUUUGAUUGAUUAUAUCAACACAAGCGGUCAUAAUCUACAAGAGAUACGCCUUUCCAUUGGUGACUGUGAUUUUGUUGGUUCAGACAAUGGAUAUGAUCUUUUGAAAAGCGUUUUCCAAUGUGGAAGUCUUCAUAGCUUGUACCUGGAUUCAAAGUUAGUAAAAUUUCCAGCUUAUGAGCAACAUUUCCUAAAAGGCCUGACUGUUUUACAAUUAAGAGACAACAAUAUGGAAGAAGAUCCAAUGGAAGCAUUAGGACAUCUUCCUCAAUUGCGAUCCCUUUUAUUAGGACAUAAUUCUUACAUGGGAAAAUACAUGGUAUGUCAGGAACUAACAUUUCCUCAGCUUCAAUAUCUGGUGCUUUUCAGACUGCCUAAUUUGGUGUACUGGAAGGUGGAUGAAGGAUCUAUACCUAAUCUUUCUCGUCUCGGAAUUUCUCAUUGUGACUCACUGGCUAUGAUCCCAGAUGGAUUGCAAAGUCUCAGUGGUCUGAAAAAGUUAAGGAUUGUUGGCAUGCCUCAUGAAUUUUGUGACAGGAUUACAAUGGUAGAUGGCCAUGAAGGAGAUGAUUAUUACAAAAUUCAACAUGUUCCUUUAAUUACAGUAUUAAAUCCUCUUUGA